AUGGACAUUACUAGUAUUGAUCCCAUGAAUGAACUAGACUUGGCUAAGGUUAAACCAGAAAUUCUGGUUUCUCCUAAGAAUCCAACUCCUAUGGAGACUGUUUUCUUAUCAAACAUUGACCAAGCUGUGACUUUUCCCGUUGACACAGUCUUUUUCUUUCACUCACCUUCAAAAAAGAACUCUUCCUCAUCAACCCAAUACACUGCUCAAAGAGUGAAGAAAUCUGCGGCUGAGGUGCUUCCUUUUCCUUACUAUUUCAUGGCUGGAAGACUUAGAGCUUUUAUGCAACAACGCUGGAGUCUUGUCACCAUGUUUGCAUGUGGACGCUUCUCAAUUGGGUUUGUGACAAACCAUGCGAUACUUGAUGGAAGAUCAGCAAGUGAGAUGCUUGAGAAUCUUGCCUCUAUUUGUAGAGGGGAAAGUCUGCAAACUCAACAUUCAUAA
Molecule: messenger RNA, 444 nt
Organism: Mangifera indica (mango)
Lineage: Eukaryota; Viridiplantae; Streptophyta; Magnoliopsida; Sapindales; Anacardiaceae
Exons: 2
Coding region: 1-444 (147 amino acids)
Molecular function (GO): acyltransferase activity, transferring groups other than amino-acyl groups
Source: RefSeq, a predicted model, not a curated record